GAAGAAGAAGAAGAACAACACGGGCACUGACACUUGUCGUUUGCCAGGAACAGUGGGACCAUAAACACAGUCACGGAAGAGUUCGGGAAUCUACCCAGUGUCCACUUCAAAAAUGUUUUCUGAAGGAAGCUCAUUUCUGAAGGGGAUGCUCAUGGGAGGGAUCUUCUGCCUGGUGCUGUCGCUCCUGGCCAGUGUUAUCCCCGGCACAGAUUUCAUGACAGAGGAGGACCAUCACCAUCAUCAUCACGUCAAAGCCCCAAGCAAAGAAGAGUUGAGGUCUCUAUCAGACACUGAGAUGCAGAAGUUGAGCAAACAAAUUGAGGUUUACUGCGUCAUCAUGGUCCAGCCCAAGCUCCUCACUCACUGGGCAGCAGCUCUGGACACCUGGAGCAAACACUGCGACAAAUCUGGGGUUUACACCUCGGAGAACUCCAAGGCAUUCGAUGCAAUAGACCUGAAUGAAAAAGAUAACUGGACAAGGUUACGUAAAGCUUUGAAGCAUGCCUUUGACAAUGCUGGGGACCUGCGCUGGUUCUUUGUGGCACAGCCCACCACGUUUGCCAUCAUCGAGAACCUCAAAUACUUGCUGCUCACAAAGGAUCCCAGCGAACCCUUCUAUUUGGGCAAGCUUAUGAAGUCAGGCGAGCUUGAGUAUGUGGCCUACGAUGGUGGCAUUGUUUUAAGCUAUGAAGCUUUGAAAAGGCUAGUGCACGUGUUUGAGGACAAGGACAAAUGUCCAGAGCAUGUGGGAGCCCUGUGGAGGCUGAAUGAAGACAAGCAGCUGGCAAUGUGUCUCAAAUAUACUGGCGUGUUUGCAGAGAAUGGAGAAGACAUACAUGGGAAGGGCGUGUUCAACAGCCAGAGUAUCUACACGCUGAUAAAGGACAGCAUGAAUAACAACCCCACCAACGUGUUGGAAGGCUGCUGCUCUGACAUGGCAGUCACAUUCAAUGGGAUGUCCCCAAAUCAGAUGCAGGUCAUGAUGUUUGGCGUCUACAGACUCCGUCCGUUUGGGCACGAUUUUCAUGACGUCCUAGCAUUUUACCCUCCGGAAGGUUCAGACAAUGAUUAGACACUUGGCCCUUGAAACUGGAUGGGGCAUUUUAAAAAGUUUUUUGCAUCUGUGAUGGCAAAUGCUACAUUUUGGGAGAUGGUUUUCUUAAACUGUUGGUAAAACUUGAUCAUAUACUGUAUGUAUAUUUGUACUUUUUGCACUUGGCACAAUCAGCCCCAUUCCUUUUGAGGUGUGGGUAAAUGAAGACGGUUGCUUUGUCCUUUUUGAAUGAAGAUUGAACCGGGAAAUUGAUUAAACUUGUGGCAUGAGUUGUGGUAAUGUGGACGUUUUUGUGUUGUAGUGCUGGGCAGUAUAGCGGUUGUCAGUAUUUAUUUAAUUUUUAUGAUAUGAACAUGUCGUAUACUGCAAGACAGCAAAACACUGUUUGACGGGGGACCCCUUUCAUUGCUGCACCACACAUUAACUGAAGAAGUAAUCAGAAAAUAUGUAUUAGAGAACUGAUAAUGAGUGCAGUUACAAACACACAACAGUACCGUGGUAUAAAUCUUUGGUUGUACCGCCCAGCACUACUGUGAUUAUAAUAUUAUUGUUUUCUAUCUUAAAUGAUUGUCUUUUUUCAUUUUGUCAUUGGCUGUGUUGGUUAUUAAAUGGUAUAUGUUUUUGAAAUUAUUUAUCCCUUCAAUGUGUCUGGCUUUUUGUAAUGAAAUUUUUUUAAAGAUUGUACUGAAACACCAACAGUCAUUAUUAUAUUUACCUGCCAGUUUGUAAGGUACACUGGAGGACACGUGAUUAGUUCACGAUGGUUAUUUGAGUUACUGUUUCCUUUUUUUUUAUAAUUUUAUAAACAAAAAAAUGUCUGGCCAUUCUCCUCUGACCUCUUCCCUGACCGUUUUUCGGUGUGAAAAUCCCAGUCGAUCAGCGGUUUCUGAUCGACAAACAUGCCACUUUCAGAGUCACUUAAAUCGCCUUUCUUGCCCAUUCUGACGCUCUUCUGAAACUUCAACAGGUUGUCUUCCCUAAAUGAACUGUGUUGUUGCCAUGUGAUUGGCUGAUUAAAUAUGUGCAUGUACAUGCAGUUGAACAGGUGUACCUCAUGAAGUGGCCAUUGAGUGCUUGGCUUGGGGAAAAAGUUUUGAUAUGGACUUAAAAGGGAAUUAAAGCAUGGCUUUUGAUUGCUGAGCCAUACAAUAAAAAAAUAUAUAAUAAAAACAGUGAAUUCAUUAAGCCAGCUAUUGCUAUCUUAGUAAUGUCUCCUCAUCUUUGACAUCCUGGCUCACCUGGCUAAAGCAUUCAGAGCUAUAGCGCCUAACCUUUUGUACAGUAUGAAGUUUAUCUUCAUUGUUGCUACUUUGGUGACUCUUUAGUUGUAAGUCAGAUGUUCCAAAUUUUGUUUGGUGAAUGAAAUGAUGGGUCUUUUUUUGUAAUUUGUACUUUUAUUGUUAAGUAAAAUAUACAUGGUUUUUCUUCAUCAUACCUUGUUUUUACAGUUGCGUUUUGUCACUGAAAAUUAAUAUUUGUGUUUGAGUCUCUAAGACCUGAUUCUCCUAAGUGCAAAAAUGCACUUAUUCUUGGCGCUCUGUGAUUUGUUCUUUGUCCACAUGUAAAUAAUACUUACUGAAAGCUCACUUACCUUACUGUGUAUCGAGUACAUACAGUACAGUGGAUGCAGUGGACAUGCAAACAUGGCCACUCAUGCUAACUGGGUUGUUUCAUUGCCGUCGCUUGGAUUCAAUUUCAAUUUUAUUUUUUUUCUCAUCAGAUUCUAGCCUGAAUUCUUCUUGUAUGGGUAUCAUUUAGGAGUUUUUGGCAAUGCUGCAAUAUCAACAUAUUUGCAUUAUAUUUGUAUAUCUGUAUGUCAAAUGUAACUCACUAAAAGCAUAAUGAACACUU
This is a messenger RNA of Solea senegalensis (Senegalese sole), 2905 nucleotides long. RefSeq names its product C1GALT1-specific chaperone 1 (gene c1galt1c1). Lineage: Eukaryota; Metazoa; Chordata; Actinopteri; Pleuronectiformes; Soleidae. The record is from RefSeq and is a predicted model, not a curated record. Gene Ontology annotation, molecular function: N-acetylgalactosaminide beta-1,3-galactosyltransferase activity. The transcript has 2 exons. Bases 113 to 1072 code for a protein of 319 amino acids.